Cylas formicarius (sweet potato weevil) is the source of this 6321-nucleotide messenger RNA. RefSeq names its product protein madd-4 (gene nolo). NCBI's taxonomy places the organism in Eukaryota, Metazoa, Arthropoda, Insecta, Coleoptera, Brentidae. Gene Ontology annotation, cellular component: extracellular matrix. The transcript has 22 exons. The record is from RefSeq and is a predicted model, not a curated record. Gene Ontology annotation, molecular function: metalloendopeptidase activity. Gene Ontology annotation, biological process: extracellular matrix organization. The coding region runs from base 366 to 4052 and encodes 1228 amino acids.
GUAGAGACGCGACGACGGUGUGCGUACGCGCGACCAGUGACGCCCGGCGUCGAGUUUUAUUUUGCGGGAGAUCGGAAUAAACAAUCGGGAGACGGGACAGCAGCUUUUUUCACAGAAUCCGACGGCUCUUUUUCCUAGACUCUUUUAUAAUUUCCGGUGUCGCGAACAUUUUUUCACCGACUAUUUUUGCGUUGUGUUAAUACGUGGCGGGGGUGUUGUUUGCGAAGGGGGUCGGCGGAGGCGGCUGCGAGCGUCGACUAAGUGCCGAUAGUCAGUAAAGGCGGAAUUUGGACGAAUUUGUUCGACACUGGCGCUUUGAUGGCAUUCAAGAGAAGAGCUUCGCUUGGUCUAAUGGAGGAAGAAUAAUGGCAACCAUGGAAAUGAAAUUCUUCUUCGUGUCUUUCGUAUUGGCAAUUUGGGGCCGGGCGGCUCGAUGCGCAGUCGGUAACUUGUCGGUGUCGAAGUUGUCGUUGGAGUUCGCCAUGACAGAUGACGACGAUACGGAAAUGGAAUUGUCUUCCCAAUUACAAGAAGUCAACGAGAGGUCUAGCGGUUGGUCGCCUUGGUCAGAUUGGUCCCUCUGCUCAAGGUCCUGCGAUGGAGGCACGUCGCAGCAAAUACGAUCUUGUAAGAAUGGUCCUUGCAGAGGUGACCACGUGCGUUACAAAAUUUGCAAUAUGCAGCCUUGUCCUGAUUCAUCCAUUGAGUUCCGAGAAGAGCAGUGCGCGAAAUUCAACCCCGUCCCCUACGAAGAGGCGUUUUAUGAAUGGCGGCCGUUCUACGACGAGGACGAACCCUGCUCGUUGACAUGCAAGGGCAAACCCAGAGGAGCCGACGACGACGACGCUAUUUUGAUCGUCGCCAGGCUGAAGGACAAAGUGCACGACGGCACCAGGUGUAGGCCAGGCAGUCUCGACAUGUGCAUCGAUGGAAAAUGUCAGAGAGUGGGAUGCGAUUUAAGAAUAGGAUCCUUGAAACAAGUUGACGGAUGUGGGGUUUGUGGGGGCGAUGGUUCGUCUUGCUCCAGACCUUUGUACCAUUGGACUUUGACCUACGCGUCGUUAUGUUCUGCAACAUGCGGAGGAGGGUACAAAAUGUCACGUCCUGUAUGCCAGAACCGUGUGACCGGCGACGAAGUAGAAGAAGAACUGUGCAACGACUCCCAAAAACCAGACUCUACGGUUGCCGAAUGUAACACGCAUAGUUGCCCUCCAAAGUGGUAUGCGGGCGAUUGGGGGCCGUGUUCCGUGAGCUGCGGCGGAGGCUCCAAACUUAGACAAGUUCAUUGCGUGGAGGAAACGAACAACACUAAAAUUAGGGUCGACGAUUCGGAAUGUGCCGGUCAAAAACCGUGGCAUCAGGAACCUUGCAACAACGCAGACUGCCCCACGUGGUUCACUACGAAAUGGUCGGGGUGUUCCGUGUCCUGCGGCGAGGGAGUUCAAGUCAGAGGCGUCGAAUGUAGGGACUCCGACGAUCAGCCAAGCUCUCUCUGCGACGCUCGAUCCAAACCGGAGUCCACGCAAGUUUGCUCGACCGGCAUGCAAUGUCCUUUCCAGCUGGACACUAGCGACGAACUGAUGCCCGGUUUGUACCACACCCAGCCGUUGAUGCAACCCUACCCACCACCACCUGUUCCGGAACGUUUGGUGGGCGAACAGCUGGUACCAUCGGAGAGCACCGAUUACAAAGUGUACUUUGCCUGCGGUUGGGUGUACGUGAGAUUUAUUCCAGACGAGUGGGGGCCUUGUAGCGCCACUUGCGGGGAAGGAGUGCGCAAGCGCGAGGUGCACUGCAAAAUAUUUCUCGAAUUUUCGCGAACGAUUGCGAAACUGCCCGACAAGCAAUGUUCGGGGAUCAAGCCGAUCGAAAUCGAAAAGUGUUAUCGGGAACCGUGCAUGAACGAGAAGCAUGCCAUGGAUAUAAAGGACGAUCCGAGGUCGGACAAUAUCAAGGUCGGUUCUGGUAGUCCAGCCAAGUCCUAUUCGUGGAAAGAGCAGGGAUUUACGCACUGCAGCGCGUCUUGCCUUGGAGGAGUGCAGGAACUGAUCGUCAACUGUGUCAGAGACGAUAACCAAAAAGUCACAUCUCCGUUCAUGUGCCCGAUCGAGCUCAAACCGGAAGCGAUCGUCAGGUCUUGCAACGAGCACUCCUGUCCACCAAGAUGGACGUAUACCGAAUUCUCACCAUGUUCGCAAAGUUGCGGUAUGGGAAUCCAGACCAGGGACGUCACAUGUAUUCACGAACUGACUCAAGGCGGGAGUAAUACUAUCGUAGUGCCCAAUAAUAGAUGUCCCCAACCGCCACCGCUCGACAGACAGUUCUGUAACGUGCUCGAUUGUCCUGUAAGAUGGAAAGUGUCGGAAUGGUCCAGGUGCACGGAACCUUGCGGCGGUGGCGAAAAGACGCGUAAAGUCGAGUGCAAACAGAUCAUGGCUCAGAACCACACGGUCGACCGUCCGCCAAACAUGUGCCCCUCGCCGAAACCGCUGGAGAAGAAACCUUGCAACACCAAAGGCUGCGUCGUCGAAACCGACAAACCGGACAUCGACGUCAUGGACAACAGUUACGUUCAAAAAGACCCCAAAAAGAAAAAAAUAUCGAUAAAGGUUGGAGGAUCGGCCACCUUGUUCUACGGUACCACCGUCAAGAUCAAAUGCCCGGUGAAGAAGUACGACCGGGCGAAGAUCUUGUGGAAGAAAGACAACGCGCUCCUUCCGCAGAACAAGAAGUUCAAGAGCUCGAAGAAGGGAGCCCUGCGGGUCCAGAGUUUGAGUUACUCCGAUAGCGGGGUGUACACUUGUGUUGCUGGCAAAUCUGCAGCCAGCAUAAAAAUCUCCGUCACGCCCAAACCGGGCGAAUUCCACUCCUCGGAAGAGAUACAGAGGCUCUACAAGACGGAAAUCGUAUCAGAUGUCGACAUGUCCAAAACCAAAGGCACUCCUGUGUUCGCCGACGACUAUUCCCACGAGCAGCGUCCAGACGGCACAAAAAAGAAGUUCACCAAGUUGUUCACGCCUACCACCGUUCCGAGUCUAAGACUCGAAAAUAUGAACCACCCCAAUCCUGAAGCAAGCACGCCUUCGGAUGUUGAACGACAUCAGGAUAAAGCUCUAAACUUGCCGUCGAGCACUUCGGAAUUUUUGAGCACGACGGACUACGAGAGCACCCGAAGUUCGGCAACUCGUCCGACGCCCAACUUCCUGCCGUUAAUCUCGAAAUUGCAGGAAUAUUGGCCGUUUCAGAGCGGCGGUGGCACCUCCAGGGGACACAGGAUGGUGGUGUUCCCUCCCGAUUACGAAGUCUACCGAGGCGUCGACGAAGACGUCCGAAGUCUCGCGGAACGGGAACCGAAGCUAGUCGAAGACACCAGUAGCGACAACGCCCGUUUGGAUUGGAUCAUCGACGAAUGGUCACGGUGUUCGGAAACCUGUGGUGGGAACGGGUUCCAAGUGCGCGCUAUCCGUUGCACCAUGACGAUCCGCAACAUCACCCAUCACGUUGAGAACGGCCUUUGCGAAGACGCGGGCCUGAAGAUUCCGGACACGAGCAGGAAAUGCGGUUUCGAAGAGUGUCCACGGUGGAUAGCGUCAGAAUGGGGUCCUUGCGGCAGAUCCAAGUGCUUCGCCCGGCAUAAGGCCUUACAGAAGCGGACGAUAAGCUGUCAAACGAGCCUUAAUCAGACCGUAGAUAUGACCAGAUGUGACGCCAGCAGGAAACCGAUCCAAACGCAGGAGUGUUACCAUCAAAAGUGCGUCGGAAAAUGGAAAGUGGGGCCCUGGUCCGACUGUUCUGCAUCAUGCGACGGCAAAGGAGAGAAGUUCCGGAUAAUCCAGUGUGUGUGGUACGGCACGAAAAAACCGGCAGGUACCGCGUGCAUUGACCUCACUAGACCCUCGGUACGCAAGUCCUGCAAGGGUCCCCCAUGUUCCAACUCGACAGUUGAAAUUUGCGAAGACCAUUCGAUGUUCUGCUCAAACGUGAAAGUGUUAAAGAUGUGCAAAAUUGUCAGGUAUAAACAGCAAUGUUGCCAAAGUUGUGCCGAGGACUGAAGAUUGUUUCGGUGAAGUUUUUUUUAACUGGUUGUGCCCCAGAACAGUGUCCAUUAGAAAAAUGAAAAUUAUAGGUUAUGUUUAACGAAUUUCCUACAAAAAAAUCUUCACGAAAUGAUAAAGAGCACUGUUAGCAAUACCACCAAGUAGAUAUUGUAGAAUUUAUUUUCUUUUUAAAUAUACUAGUAUUAGUGCCAGUUUUUCUACUGUUGAAAAUUUACGCUGAGUUUAAUACGUUCAAGGGUGGCGUAUUCAAAAAUUAAACUAAUCGUCUCUAAUUUAUUGAACGUAACACAAAGUAUUGCUAAUCUAAUGAAAGUUAUCGCGGUCUUAAAGAACCAUCCUUAAGCUACCUGUAACUACUGUGUCCAAAGGAUAUCCUUCUGGACAAUUGCAAUAAUUCCAAUGAUAUAAAGUAAAUCACUGAAAAAAUGAAAAGAUGGAAUGGGAUAUCCUUUGCAAGUGAGACUGAACCUUGCUGAAUCCUUCUAACCUCAAUUAUUGUACAUUUGGUUAAGUUCGCAACGGUAGUGUAAUUUUUGCCACGAUGGCCACUAGAACGAAGCUUUAUUUUAAAUUAUCAAAAUAUUUAAUUAAUCAAUUGUUAAAAGGUUAUCUUGUUUUUUGUUUUAAGAUAUACAACUAGGCAAUUAAAACGCGCUUUUCGUAAUGAAACAUUCCUAAAAAUGGCUAGCUAGCAAUAUUUGUUGAUGUAAUUAGUGUUAAAUUUAAGCAUACCUUACGUUUUUGUACAUAACAUUUUUUUAUGUUAAGGUACGGAUAUAAGGGAUUAAGGGAAUCCCAGAUACAAAUACCGUUUGGUGAUGAGCUUGUUACACGGAAUAUAAAAAAAUGUAAAUAAGAACUUAGAAACUUAUUGAAAUAUUCUACGUGCGCGAUACUUGGUGUCUCUGGAAUGUGAAGCAUCCCCUGACAUUGACUUUCGAUCUGCAGCGCCAAAUACUCUGUAUAUUUUGUAUGAUAAUUCGGAUACAGAGUCUUGUUUUUUUUUAUAUUUUGGUUUAUAGAUCGCUGUGACAUAUUUAAAUUAAUAAAUUUUAGUUGGAAUAGAAGCAAAAAAAAAGUAUUUAAAAAAGCUUGAUAAAAAACAUCCGAUAGCCGAUAUAAAUUUAUAAAAUUUUACCUAAAAAUUACAUACGGCAUUUCAAAAGUAAAGGGGGGUGGGCGAUCCCUUCCAGUGACACCUCUUACUUUCAACAGGAAUUAUGUAUCUGUUAAAACCAUUUUAUAACAAUUUUGUUUGAGUGCCUAUAUUUCAAAAUAAAAAAAAUUGUGCCCGGUGUGAGACGAUGUAUGUUUCUCACGUUAAAUUAAAACAAAAUUUAGUAUAGCUAGGUAACUUAACGCAAUUGUAAAACAAUUUAAAAAUAUAUAUAUUACCCAACUUUAUGGCCAAAAUUAAUUGUUUCUGUUGAAAAUUUCAGGGAUGUUAAAUUGAAAAUCAAUCCCGAAAUAAAGUAUUAUUACGUAUUUUAAGCGAAUGUAAAAAAUGAACAUAUAAAAACCUUUAAGUGUACCUAAGAAUGUAAAUUAAUUGCAAAAUCCAUUGUUAGAAUAAUAAUUAAUUGUUUUAAUUAGUUUUGCCGGUAGAGCCGUUAUCCAAUUUAUUACGUACUUAUAAGCAAUUCCUACCUAUGAUUGAUAGAUAUUAAAAUUACGCUAUUUUUUAAAAGAAAGUAUUAUUGAACAUUUAGACCGCAGUAUUAAACACAAGAACGUGUUCGUUGAAUAUUUUUGUCGAAAAUGUUCGCUUUUUCUGAAAAAACCUCAUUUGUAAAAGUUAUUUAUGUUGAAAUAAAAUAUUAUCAAAUUAUUUUGGAAAUUUUUAUUACUUUCACAAAUUAUUACAUAUUGCAAUAUUUCUGUAAAAAAAAUUGGAGGAGAAAAAACUGAUACCUAUCCCGUAGUUUGAUAAAAAAAGAAGAUAUUUCGCGGAGAGAAGAAAAGCGAAUACUUUGACAGUCAGAUCCUUUGCAUAACGUUUAAUUGUUUACAUUUUGGAAAAUGAAUUGCGCAUGAGAGUGACAUUUGCAAUUUUUAGUUCCAAUCUUGAACCAAAUAUAGAUUUGACAGUUUUUAAAAGUCGUAUAUCGUUUCCAACUCUAUAGCUACUACGGUAAAAAUGAUACGCUGCAGGCGACUAUGAUAUUUUCGUAGAGUUGGGAAUGGCAUUGUCGUAAUUUUUGUGGAAAAUUGAUUUUUUCUACUCCGUUCCGUAAAAUACCUAAUUAUACACCGAUCUAGCGUG